GCCAACCGAGCAGCCAUGAGGAGGUCUUCCGCCGUCAGAGCCACAGCUGCGAUGAUGCUCGCCUUUCUGGCGGCCGUCUCUGCCGCCGCUGUCAUCCCCGCACCCUAUCCAGAUGGGGCAGCGGACUCGGCAGAGGACGGCGAGUCCGGGCUGCCGCUGGUGCUGCUGCCUGGCGGCGAGAAGCGCGCCGCGGACGACGGCGGCCGCCUGAUGCUGGGGCUCGGUGUCCUAAGCAACAUGCAGCAGUUCUUCGACAACCUCCGCUCAAACCUGGAAACCAUAGAGUCUAUGCCCAAAGAAGAAAGAGAGGCUCUGUUGGGACAAGCUCCAGUUGUCACAGUUCACCGGCGCAUAGGGUGUGGAUCAAGCUGCUGUAGGUGCCGAAGCACUAGGCCACCAAUGCGGACUACUCGGAAGUAUUUUGAGCAAGACCGAGAAAUACGGCCAAAAGCCACUGCUGCUUACCUUCAUGCCUUGAGAAAUCAUCGACCUUCAUAUAAAAUUCGUAAUUUUGUGGCAGAAUCUGAAACUAGAAGCUCACAUGGUAGAUACGACCCAGGCUACCUCUGGACAGGGCUUGGAAGGAAACGUUAAAUUUCAAGGAGUUACUGAUUCUAGCAUAUAACAUCAGUAUCAGAAAUCCUAAGCAGUGCCAAACUAUUAUUACAUAAUUAAUCAGCACAAUUUCAAAUCAAUGUAAAGUAUUAAUAUAACUUUCAAGUAAAUGUCUGAAAAAAUAAAAAUCACCUUAAAGGUUAACACUGUUCUUACAUCUUUUCACAGUGAUAAGUGAAUCAUUCAUUUGAUGACACUUAAAUUCUGUUACUAAAAAUGGGGUGUUUCAUAGGAAUGAACAAGUAAAGUGGUUGUACAAAUAAACUAUGUGUUAUGGUGUCCCAGGGCACCAGCCGCAGCCCCAUGACAGUUACAAUGCGUGGAUGAAAGUAGGUGAUGCUUGCACACUCUGUAGCAACCAGACUGCAAUCCAGACUGCCAGGAGGUGAACUAAGAACUAUGUACCACUGGGUACCUCUCCAGUCAUCAGCAAGAGAUCAUUGGCCACACCACAAUAUGCCCCCAUCCAGUCUCAAGUGACUAAUGGGCAGCAUGUCUCUUCCUGAAGAGUGAGGAAACCACUGGUAGAUAUUACAAACAGCUUUGUUAUUAGCUUGCAAAAACAAUAAGGAUAACAAGAAAUUAAUUCCACCUUUUCAAUGGUUCUAACUAAAUACAGUUCAAAGGUAUAGGUUCCAACAACCUCCCAGGAGCUGCAAAAUUACAGUAGCUGCACUCGAAGAAGCCGAACUUCUAAGUGUGAUACAGCCUUCACCAGUAACGCGUUGAUGAGAGCUUAAGUGUUGGACUGCAAGCAAUUGGCACAUGCCUCAUCCAGCUCUGGCUUAAAUAGUCACUCUUCAGGAAGAGAUGUGCUACCCUCUAGCCACUUGUGACUGGACUGAGGCGUGGUUUUGUGGUGCAGCCAGUGACCUCUUGCUGAUGCCUGAUUAGGUACUGGGUUGUCGAUAAUUGUCCUGGCAGUCCAUGUUUAUAAUUGAUGUUCUGACACGGUUGUUACAGAGCAUAUGUCACCUACUUUGACCAGCACAUCAUAAUUGUCAUGAGGAUUGCGGCUGGUGACCCCGGUCACCAUAGCACCAAAUAACUAGUUUCUUGCCAUUUCAUUCAACUGUUGAAAUAUAUGCCCAUAUCUUGUAUGUAGCAAACCUUAGGUUUGUUGAUGUAUUGUUGUAACAGUACUUGAAUGUAUAGCAAAGGGAAGAACAUUUUGUGUCAUUGUUUAUCACAUGAAACUUCAGUUAUUAUGCUUGAAUUAAAAUAUUUGUCUAGUAACAGUAAUAAAAUGAUUUUGAACUUGGACGGUAAAUGUUUUGUUAUGUACAUAAACAGAAUGCUAGAGACGGUCGAAAAUGAAUGGAAAUACGUUUUGAUAAGGGCGCUAAUUCUAGUCACUACAAUCUAGUCAUACUGAAACCUGUUUCUUCUGUUCUCUAUGUUAUAUUUGCAGUUAGUCCUUAGUAUUCACUGAAUGGAGAAUUUUUUAUGGUUUUCAAGGCCAAUUACUUAAAUUUGUUAAAUAAUCUUUCAUAUCUACUACAAAAAAAUUUCUGCUAGUACAGUAGCUGCAUAGUCAGUAGUACAUAAAAUUUGAAAAGGCAGAUUUAUGUUACUUAUAAUGCAUUGGAAACAUGUAAAGAAUAAUUCUUAGCAGUUAUGUUAGUUUUAACUCUUAAGAGAAACAAUUAAUAUGUUUU
Schistocerca piceifrons (Central American locust) is the source of this 2273-nucleotide messenger RNA. RefSeq lists its product as uncharacterized. Lineage: Eukaryota; Metazoa; Arthropoda; Insecta; Orthoptera; Acrididae. The coding region runs from base 16 to 594 and encodes 192 amino acids. The transcript is spliced from 5 exons. The record is from RefSeq and is a predicted model, not a curated record.